AGAAGAGAGAUGGAGGUUUGCUCUGAGAUUCCCUGCAAGGGUUGCACCACUUGGCAGGGCCUCCUUCUCACAGCCUUCCUUUUAACCUGUUGGCACCUGCCUACCACUGCCCAAGUCACCAUCGAAUUAGUGCCGCCCCAAGUGGUUGAAGGAGAAAAUGUUCUUCUGCGUGUUCAUAAUCUACCAGAGAAUCUUCUAGCCUUUGUCUGGCACAAGGGGGUGAGGAAUAUGAGCCUUGGAAUUGCACUAUAUUCAUUGGCCAAGGGUUUAAGUGUGACAGGGCCCAUACACAGUGGUAGAGAGACAGUAUACAGCAAUGGAUCCCUGCAGAUCUACAAUGUCACCCAGAAGGACACAGGAUUCUACACCUUUCGAACCAUAAAUGGACAAGUAGGAGUUGCAUCAAUAACAACCACGUACCUUCACGUGUACAACUCCCUUUUGAACUGUGGGCGCCCUCCCUCCUCUGCUCAGCCCACUAUUGAAUCAGUGCCGCCCAGAGUUGCAGAAGGGUCAAGUGUUCUUCUACUCGUCCACAAUCUCCCGGAGAAUCUUCUAGCCCUUUUCUGGUACAGAGGAAUUGUUGUAUUCAAGAAUCUUGAGAUUGCCCGACACGUAAUAGCCAGAAAUUUAAGUAUCCUGGGUCCUGGACACAGUGGUAAAGAGACGAUGUACAAUAAUGGAUCUUUGCUGCUCCAGAAUGUCACCGGGAAAGACGCUGGAUUGUAUACCCUACGAACUCUGAGUACAGAUCUGAAAGUUGAAGUAUUACAUGUGCAAGUCCAGGUGGACACCUCCCAUUCUACAUGCUGUAAACGUCUCAUGAUUGAACCAGUGCCACGAAAUGCUGCUAAAGGGGAAAGUGUUCUACUUCUUGUUCACAAUCUGCCAGAAGAUAUGAGAACCUUUUCCUGGUACAAGGGAGUGCUUAGCAUCCAGAUCUUUAAAAUGGCAGAAUACAAAAGAGCCAUGAAUUCCAUCACCUGGGGACCUGCCCACAGUAGAAGAGAGAUGGUGUACACCAAUGGAUCCCUGCUGCUUCAGGAUGUCACUGAGGAAGAUGCAGGAUUGUACACACUAGAAACUAUGAAUAGAGAUUUGAAAAUUGAAAUGACACAUGUGCAACUCCGUGUGAAAAAGCCUGUGACACAGUCCUUCAUGCGAAUCACUGACCCUACAGUCACAGUGGAGAACUCUGUGGUCUUCACUUGUGUCUCAGCUGACACUGGAAUCUCCAUCCGUUGGCUCUUCAAUAACCGGAGUCUGCAGCUCACAGAGAGGAUGACUCUGUCCCCAACAAGGUGCCGACUCAGAAUAGAUCCUGUCAGGAGGGAGGAUGCUGGGGACUAUAAGUGUGAGGUCUCCAACCCAGUCAGUUCAAAGACCAGUCUCCCAGUCAGGCUGGCCGUGAUUGAUGAGUGA
Microtus ochrogaster (prairie vole) is the source of this 1422-nucleotide messenger RNA. Its product is annotated as pregnancy-specific glycoprotein 22-like. The transcript has 5 exons. NCBI's taxonomy places the organism in Eukaryota, Metazoa, Chordata, Mammalia, Rodentia, Cricetidae. Gene Ontology annotation, molecular function: protein tyrosine kinase binding. Gene Ontology annotation, cellular component: cell surface; plasma membrane. The record is from RefSeq and is a predicted model, not a curated record. Gene Ontology annotation, biological process: regulation of immune system process; signal transduction. The coding region runs from base 10 to 1422 and encodes 470 amino acids.